Molecule: messenger RNA, 6588 nt
Organism: Bombus huntii
Lineage: Eukaryota; Metazoa; Arthropoda; Insecta; Hymenoptera; Apidae
Exons: 4
Coding region: 603-2228 (541 amino acids)
Source: RefSeq, a predicted model, not a curated record
ACUUUUUAAUUUGUAAAUAACCUGUAUAGAAACUUGAUGAUCGAAUAAUAAUCGUCUUUAUUAAAAAAUAUUUAACAACAAAAUAGCAAAAAAAGCAAUAUUUGUAAUCUCAUAUAAACAUUUUCGGCGUUCGCGAGAAAUUUUACGAUAAAUGUGUAUAGAUGUGUUGUAUAGAAAACUUACAUUACAUGAUAUCCUUGACGUUGCGUCUUUUGUUUCGAUCAAUAAAUACGGUUUAAUGUUUUAUCUCUAGACCGUUACGUCAUUAAGUACAGCGUAAGUAUCGUUACGCGUACAUAAGAUAUUUACCACAAAUACUAAAGAAAACAAAUUAAUGCGUUUAAUAACCGGUACCACAAAAUAGUAGCUCUAUGCUCUGCAGUCGAUUGAACAAAAAUCUAUUUGUGUAAUUUUCUACAAAAGACGCUAGGCGCUAGGGUUCUCUUCUCGUCUUAGCUUCGACUUUCCUAUCGACUUCCACCUGUCGAUGGAAUUAGACAAAGAGGCACGGGGAUCUGUGUAUCGGCUCUGGGCGUGCGUAAUGACGAGGAUCCUCUCGAGGACGUGUACGAUGCGCCACUGACGGACUCCUGGACGACGAAAUGAAAAGGGUGGGACGAUAUCGAGAGAGGCAAUACCAGCUAGCUGCGCAGAAACACAACCAGGCGUUGCUCAAGCACGAUUAUUACCAGCAAAUCGCGAGAUACUUCGAACGAGAGUGCCGAAUCGCCAAGCACUACGAUUCUUGGAAUUAUAGGAAUUUAGACCCCAAAGGUGAGCUCGAGAAGGCUAAAAAAGCGGAAAGGUUACAUGUCAGAAGGAACAAAUUGAGAAAUUUGUUGAAGGAGGAGGAUGAGACGUACAGAAGAGAAUUGGAGGAACGAAAAAGAGUAAAAAGCCGCGAGGAAGAAACGUCGUUAGAGGCUUUGAGGCAAAAAUUACGAGAGAAACGCGCAGAACAGAGUCUGUAUCUACCUAGAACUUGUCGAAGAUAUCAAUCUUACUUCGUCUGUCCCAAAGAAUCGACCAAUACUGGGUGGGACACUCUCAGAGGUACCAAUCUUCAAUAUUCUCGUGCUUACAGAGAUUCGAUAAACGUUGUCCGUCCAAUCGAUCAAAAUUUUCGUCGUAGAGGCUCGAAAAUGACCGAAGAUAGCAAUAAGACCUCACACGAGCAAGAAAUUGUACAAACAGAACCAGAACCUUUGCGCUAUCCUCCGUAUCCAGGAUAUUCGUACCAUGAACCUGGCAGACCUGUUUCCAAAUACUCGGCCCGUUAUGCUCAUAGAAGUUUAGAAAAUACUAACAUGAGAACUAACGAACCUGACGACCACCCAAGUAGUCCGUCUCCGGCUUCUGCUUCGCCAAAUAGAGAAAUUCCUCCUCGUGUAGAUGAUAAAGAGUCCGCCACAGAACUAGAUAACAAACAAAACGAUUCUAAAAACGACACAAUAAGCGGAAGUAGUCCAGUCAGCCCGAAAGACGAACAAUCCAAGAAUCUCGCUGAACGGGAUGAUAUUUCCAAUCAAAAAAUCGAUCAAGAUAGUGUGGAUACAUAUGAGGUAGAAAGCUCGAUAAACAAAUAUAAUAACGACAGAGAUCAAAACACAGAAAAGAGGGAUACUCGACAGUUCGAAGUUGAGAAAACCAUGCCCUGGUUGCGAAUGAUUCCCGAGGACAAGAAUCUCUCGAGGCAGAUGUUCCUUUACUUGACUCACAAGGAGCUGAAAUCCAAGAUCGAGGACAUCAAGAAGAGAGAGACGCACGCGUGCAACAAGCAGUGUUGGGACGAGGCUUUGCGGCUGAGGGAUAUGAAGAAUAGGCUGGAACUAAUUCGCGAAAAAAGGAUGUAUCAUACGGAAAACCUCGAUUUGGACGAAGAAUCGAGAAAAUGGGGAUUCGACAACAUCGAUAAGAGGGAAGCGGAACUUCUUCAACGAGAAAAAGUCUGUACGGAUUCAACAAUGUACAGUGAAGAUGCAAAAGCCAUGUGGAAGAAAUGGGUGCACGAAGAUGAACAAUCCGUGAUCAAGGAGGCUCUGGUGCGAAGGGAAAAUUUGAUGGACAAAUUGGAAAAAGAAUGGCAGCGCCUAGCAAUUCAUGAGAAAGAAAAAAUCGCACAAUCGUACCAGAUCGUAACGAACGAUUCUGCUCUACAAGAGGCGCCUAAACUAGCUGCAGCUGUUAACGCGGCUAAAAUGAAAUCGGUCUCCAGUUCCUUAAAUUAGACCAUAAAUCAUAUUUUACAUUUACUCGUAGUUCAUGAUUUUCUGCCCACGGUGACGGAUACUGUUGGAUAUACUUGAAGAAAAUUUAGAGAACUUAUUCAAUUAUAGUAAACUAUAGGUAAAAAAAUAAAAAUACAAAAAAAUAAGAUAAAAAGGAAAGAGAUAUGUUUAACAGUUUGUAACUGUUAAACGUUAUUGAAGACUGAUUAUAUUCUUAUUAAAUUCCUGUUUCGUUAAAAAAAGUAUUACAUAUAUUGAAAUUGUGCCUAAUCAUUUUGUAUAUUUUUCAAUAUUUUAAAUGAUUGUAAAAUUGGACGGUAUAGAACCAUUACUUGUAACAGUUACAUAUUUAAUUACUGGAUUUUUAUUUCAAUUUUAUCAUUUCUAUUAUCUCUAAUCGCUUUUAUGUUGGCAGUAUUACAAUAUUGUUAUUAUCUACUACCCUUUACCGUCAAUUCCAAUUUAUUAUUCACAAAUGUUUAUGACGAUAUUUUACUAAUGACAUUAUUGUGCAUUGCAUUAUUGUCUUGGAAAUAAAAUGAACUUGGAAGUAACGGCGCAUUUUUUCUAUGUUUAUAAUUUGAAAAAUCUAAAUUUUACUAUCUAUAUGUAUAUGUAUAAAGUAGAAAUGUAUCGACUAGGGUUUUGGCCAACUAGUCGACUAGCCAAUUGGCUCCCAAGAAACCAAUUAGUCAUGUCUGCUAAUCAUUUUCAAAUAUCAUUACAAAAGGCAUCGCAUUUAUGAGCAUUUAGUGCGACGAACAUAUUAACAUAUAUUUAUUUUAUUACAUCUUGUUUCUUCGUUCUAAAGUGUUCUUUUUUGUUAUGAUAAAAGUUGAAAGUAAUGUCCAAAGUUCCUAGUUAACUGGUAACUAUUUCGCUUAUUUCAAUCUAAUACUAAUUACUGUAUUGAAUUUUAUAUGUGAUAAUUAUGUAACAUUAAAAUAUGUACUUAUAAGUAAGUAGGUAUACUACAUAUUAAAAAAUAGUAAAAUUAUGCUAAUGACAAUGAAAAAAGAAUAUUAUAUAUAUUUUUAUUUUUAUGCCUUAUCAAGUUAUUUUUAUUGCCUUAUAAUACUGAAAAUUUAGGACUGAUCAAUUUGUCUCUUUUGUCGACUAGCCUCCUUCUGUAAAAGUCGCUUCACCACUAAUACGAUGUAAUGUGGCGAAUUUCAAAUUUGCCGCGAAAGAUUGCACGCCGAUAAAAUUUGAAAUCAUUUUCUGUUUGGUACGCAAGAUGGCAUGGCGAGGUUGGCAGUCGACUCACGAAAAUAGCGCGCAGCACUCGUGUUCGCCGUUAUAAAGUCGCGUUUAUUUGUAAUUAUUGAUACUGUCAAGACGUGUUUAAGUGAUAAUUAGUGCAUCAAUCACCAAAACCACAAUGAGAACGUGUUUGUCCACGCAGAGGCACUCAUCCUUGUAUACUUCACAUGCUUUCGGCGAUUCUUCAGUCUUCAGUUAGUUAAGUACAAACUUUGCUUAUACAUAUUUUAUAAAGAAUUACAUAAUUUUCUGCCUGUAACAUGUAAUAAAAAAUGUAUCAUAUGCUAGAUUUUGUUACUAUUAUGACAAUUUGUCGUCACAAAAAAGUUUGAUUGUAUAAUACAUUUAGUGCUACAUGUUCCAGAUGAGUACAUAUUAUCAUAUAACUAUAUCAAACAUAUAAUACGUGAAUUUCUAUUCCCUUAAUGAUAAACGACGUAUAACCUGAAAAAUAUACAAAUCAUGCUAUCGUUCGUAGUAGGAAAUAUGUUUUCGAAAGGUGAGAAAGUAUCGCACGUGCGUCGCGAAUACUAUACAUAUAUGCGUAUAUGUAUAUCAACAAACGUUUAUAGUACCGCAAAUUCCAAUAGAAUCUGUUUUUUUCAUUACCACAUGUGUUUAGUUACGAGUUGUGACAACAAAUCGAGGAUAGCGGCCUUAGUACUUUAUUAUUGUUUCCAUUCGGAUCUGUUAAUUAAGGGGCAAAUUUUUUUUCGUCUGAACGAAGGCACGAAAGAAUUUCCAAGGAAUUCGCGGUAGCAUAAGCUAGGUGGUCGCCAUUAAUCGUCAGGCAUACCCCGUGACAACGACCAAAUUAGUCGGCCGAUCCGUCAAAAAGAGCAUUUCUGUGGUAGGCGUGCAUUAUAUCCUCCGCGGACCGAGCGCCACAUGGCACUUUGCGCGCAGACACGCCUGCGCAUUCACCUUCCGAGUAUUCCACGGCAAAUGUGUUUGCAUAUACAGUGUUGUUUAAGCGUUAUUACGUUAACGUCGGUUCUACUUUUUUAAAUUAUUCCGAAACUGAGGAAAAAUUUGUAAUUUAAAUCAUUUAAAUGGACAUUUCAUAGAAAUAUUUAUAUUUAUUCAUUUGGAAAAAUAUUUGAUGGGAAGUCUCCCUUUAGAAGUAUUAGAAAUAACAAACUACAAGUCACGAGUAGUUAAAGAACUUAACCUGUUAUAACUCUAGUCUCAAAUUCGAUGUGCUUCCAUUUUUCUACAUAUCGUUCAUAUCCAUUUUUCUAAAUAAAUUACUCCACAUUUAGUACAUUUGCAAGACCUAUAGUCGAUCUAAUGACUAUAAUUUAUUGAUUCAAUAACUUUGAAGUUUGUGAUUAUGCAAGUUUCUAUUUAAUAGGUUAACGUACUCUUUCUUGUAAUAAGUUUUCUUUAAAUCGCCUGUUUACGCAUAUAAGAACGGUAUCAUAAGGGCAUCGAUGGUCUUUUUUCCAUUUUCAGUUACAAUAAAACAAUUAAUGGCGUUAGGUAUUCGGAAUAUAAUUAAAUGUAAACUGUGUAGAUCAAAGAAUUCAACUAGAGUAGGUACAGAAAGUGAUUCGCACAUCAUUAUAUCCAUUAUGACAUUUACGUAUUGAUUAAUUAAGUCCAAGUGUAUUAAGUUUCGUAUCAUUUAGCAAUACUUUCAUGUAACAACAAAAAUGUGAUACCAUGAAACUAAAAUAUAGAACCUGAUAAAAAAGCGCCCUAUUGGAAAAUAGGGGUAGGUAUAUGCAAAUACUUGCUGUCUCCACCUUGCAUAAUAUUAUCCUACUGAAUUACACUUAAAAAAAAAAAAAAAAACUCGCUUAUACCAAUACGAAAAAUAAUGUAACUCUCAAAAGGAUAAAUCAUUGUUCGAUCCGCGGGCAAAAUGGUCCAAGUCUAACAAACUACUUAUCAUGUAGCCAUGUAUCCUUAACGACCGUACAAGAUGCAUCCGCGUUGUAUUUUUCAGCGGGCCAUCGAUCUCGAAUUUUCGUGUUAACAUUUAAAUCACACCCACACUGUACAUCCGGGACCAUGGUAAACUCAAAGCAAAAGACAUAGAGGAAGCAGGAGAGAGAGAGAGAGAGAGAGAGCGGGCGAACAAGAGAGAGAGAGAGAGAAAGAAAGAAAUAUAGUUCGUAAUACAUGGUAUCGUGCGUGCAAUGGCCCGUGAAAGCUGACUGUCUGCUCGGCACCCAAGAGAAGAGGGAUGCAGCCACGCCAGCUAUGUUAAUUAAACGCGUUUCUAGCCCCCGCAUAGGAAAUCAGAGAAAAAAGGAGAUGAGACGAGCGAUGCUCGAGGAGAUGGGGCAACGUGAAAGAGGGUGCCGGCUAAUAACACGUCCCGUACGACGAACGCACGCCACACGCCCGUCUUCUGCUUCUUCUUCUUCUUCUUCUCCUUCUUCUUCGUCUUCCCCUCUUCUCCUCAACCUCCACCAUCUUUUCGUCCACCACUUCUUUCUCCGUCUGCUUCUUCUUUCUCGUUCUCCUUCCACUAUUGUUUUUUGUCUUCGUCCGUCACUUGUCUUCUUGAUGCCAGAAUGUCGUAACAAUCCGGUCGACUGUCCGAACGACUGCGUUUUUUGAUAUUUCGAAAGGCUGAAAAAAUUGCGAGGGUUACGGGAAAGAUGGCGUUUCUUGUCUUGUAAUUUCAUAAUUCAAAAGUUUGGUAAAAGAAAAGAAGAAAUAAAUUCGUUCGGGGGCAAAAGCAAUUUUAAUGCGUCGUAGGCUCGUUCGACGGUGCUUUCCAAUUCUUUGCUUCUUCCAAAUAAAAGCCACGGCGCUCGAAAUAGUUCCCUUUGAGACACCACUUUCAUCUCUCUUCUUACAAUUAGUUUCAAAUCGUUAAACUUCAAUUUUGACGUUAAUUUUAGUAAAGAUCGCUCGUCGCAACACUAAUAAUCUCGGUAAGUUUCAAUUGUCCUAUGAAUUUCAUUAGGUCGUUGGUCGCUGAAAAAACGGGGCAUCGAUAAGAUCCUGUCUUAAGACCGAUUAGUUCAAAUCGCGAUAAGGUUAUUGGGUAUCACGGUUACACGGAAAUUACGCUCGUCACGGGUUGUCGCUUAUACAUGAUAAAGAAAAAAAAAAAAAAAAAAGACAAGAAAAGAAAGAA